Molecule: messenger RNA, 1080 nt
Organism: Purpureocillium lilacinum
Lineage: Eukaryota; Fungi; Ascomycota; Sordariomycetes; Hypocreales; Ophiocordycipitaceae
Source: RefSeq, a predicted model, not a curated record
AUGGCACCCCUCGCGCUCGUUUCGCUGCUGUCGUUGGCGCUCGCUGGGCCCGCUGCUGCGGCGGCGGCGGCCAAGAAGUGUACUGCCGGCCCGGCGCUGAAACAUUGGCCUCCCGCCGCUGCCAAGGCUCUGAAUGCCAUGAUCGCAGCCAAUGCGCACUCCGGACGUUAUGCCGUGUUUGACAUGGACAAUACGAGCUACCAGUACGAUAUCGAGGAGUCGAUGAUCCCGUUCUUGGAGAACAAGGGGGUCAUCUCGCGCGACACGAUCGAUCCGUCUCUCAAGAUCAUUCCGUUCAAAGACACACCCACAUACAAAGAGAGCCUAUACAGCUACUACAACCGGCUAUGCGACAUUGAUGACAUCCUGUGUUAUCCUUUCUCGGCCGAAGUGUUCAGCAACAUCCCGCUCCGCCAACUCAAAGUCUACAUCGACGAGCUCCUGGCUCUCAACUCAUCAAUCCCGACAACGGAAUACGUGGACGGCGUGCCGACAAACACGACUGUAAACCCGCCUCGAAUCUUCCGGGGCCAGGUCGAGCUAUACAAUAAGCUCCAAAACAAUGGGAUUGAGGUCUACAUCAUGAGCGCGUCGGCUGAGGAGCUCGUGCGACUGAUGGUCACGGACCCCAAGUACGGUUACAACAUGAAGCCGGAAAACGUCAUUGGCGUUUCGCUACUGUUGAAGAACCAAACCUCGGGUGCCAUAACAUCCGUACGGUCGCAAAUUGCCGACGGCACCUACGACAUGUCAGCGACCAUGGAUCUUGUCAUGACUCCUACGCUUUGGACGCCGAACACGUGGCAAACUGGAAAGUGGGCUGCCGUGCUGUCUUAUAUUAGCAACUGGAGAAAGCCGAUCCUCGUCGGCGGAGACACACCUGCCAGUGACGGGCCUAUGCUGUUCCAUGGAGUCGACGUCGCGCGAGGCGGCAUACAUCUCUGGAUCAACCGGAAGGAGAAGUCCAUGAACCAAUUGAACGGCAUGAUCAAGCAGUAUGCCCAAGAGCAAAAGGACGAGGGUUUGCCCGUGACGGCUGACAAGAACUGGGUCAUUGUCAAGCCGGAGGAUAUUCUGUAA